AUGCUGAUGCUGACCACCAGGGUUUCCGUCACGGAUCGUAUUGCUUCUAAGCCUUCGAUUCAGUUUAAAGAGUCCGAAGGGUACAUUACAAUUCCCAAGAGCGACCAGCCAGACGACGUGGAGACCUUUAAGUUCAACAUGUCAAACAUUAGCAAAGAUAACAAUUCUCAAAGCUUUGAAUGCAUCCAACAAAGUGGAUCAGGUUCUGAAGCCUUGCAACUCAGUUGCCUGGGGACAAUAAAGAAUAAAAUAACAGUAUGUCCAACAAGCGAGUCCAUUCAGGUGACCAGAGAGCGCGUGAUCCAGGCAGAAGAGGCUGACCAGAAGAGAAGUGCAAAGUUUGUUAGUCCUGAUGAACCAGCUGUAGCCAAAAGAAAGCUACAACUGCUUCCAGAUGCUCCGCCCAAGGCAAAGAAAUCCAAAGCCAAAGCUCCUGCUGCCAAGGAGCAGAGGACUCCAACACACAAGGCUGUGGUUAAGCAACCCUACAAGGAUAGGAUUAUUCACCUGCUGGCCCUGAGGAAUUACAAGAAGCCAGAGCUGCUGUUUCGCCUGCAGAGAGAUGGCAUCAGCCCCAAGGACAGGGACCGCCUUGGCUCAAUCCUUCACCAGGUAGCCACCCUGAACCCCAAGGACAACUCUUACAUUCUGAAUGAUUAUUAUUUUACACAAGUCCGGAAAGAUUGGCCUGGGUACACUGAUGCAGAGAAGCAGUCACUGGAGUUAAUACUUUCUAGGAGAUUAAAUGCCUCUCAGGAUGAGACCAGCAGCACUGCCACAGCUGAGAAAGAGGAGACAUCAUCACCUCCAUAUAAGCUGAGCUGGAGUCUGAGUUCUUUUGAUCCUCUGCUGAGUGAGAAGCUGCAGAAGGCCAAGGCUAAGCAGACCAAUGAAGGCCAGGCCAGCGAGAGCUCCAGCAAGACAGCCACUGCCAUCCACUCAUCACCUUCUUGCUCCACCACUGCACCUGCUCCUCAGCCAUGUCCUUCCAAGCCCCAUCCCCCUGCCAAGCGCCCUCAAACAGCCACCUCCAGCUCCUCCAGCGCCCCUAAGAUCCGGAGGAUACAGGAGCUGCCAAUAGACAUCUUCAGUUCAGAAAGCACCAACACCCGUUGGGGCAAGAAGCCUGCAGUGUCACACCAAAAACCCACGGUGGUGACAAAGGACAAAGAGAAGGCCAAAAGCAAACCACUGAACACUGUGGUUGAGGUGAAGAAGAGGGAGGAGAAGAAACAGCUCACGAAAGAAGAAGCUGCCCAAAUGGAAAAACGUUUCUGCUUGGGUUCAGGAGUUAAAGAAACUUGCACUGCCUCCAAGGAUGCUCCUUCAUCAACAAGUGAGCAACCAGACUACCUCCUGAAAUAUGUGCCUGUUGUCUCACGAGAGCAACGCCAGAGCUAUGAGAAUGACUUCAAUGCAGAGUUUGAUGAGUACAGGAGGUUGCAUGCUCAGAUAGAUGCUGAGGUCAAGAAGUUCACCAAGUUCCAGGAGCAAUGGAAACUUCUGUCUCCAGGCUCCCAAGACUACAUGGCCCUUCAGAAGAAGAUUAUAGAUGAGUAUCAGAAGUUACAACAGGCUAGCCCCAGCUACUCUGAACUGAAGCAGCGUGGGGAGUACCUCCACAAGAAGCUGUCUCACAUCAAGAGCCUGGUAGAGGAUUUUGAUAGACAGCAAGGAAAGUCGCAGCCUAAAUGA
This is a messenger RNA of Pogoniulus pusillus (Red-fronted tinkerbird), 1695 nucleotides long. RefSeq names its product elongation factor for RNA polymerase II 2 (gene ELL2). The transcript has 13 exons. The coding region runs from base 1 to 1695 and encodes 564 amino acids. The record is from RefSeq and is a predicted model, not a curated record. NCBI's taxonomy places the organism in Eukaryota, Metazoa, Chordata, Aves, Piciformes, Lybiidae. Gene Ontology annotation, molecular function: cis-regulatory region sequence-specific DNA binding. Gene Ontology annotation, biological process: transcription elongation by RNA polymerase II; positive regulation of transcription elongation by RNA polymerase II; snRNA transcription by RNA polymerase II. Gene Ontology annotation, cellular component: transcription elongation factor complex.